This is a messenger RNA of Triticum turgidum subsp. durum (durum wheat), 738 nucleotides long. The record is from the annotation of a GenBank genome assembly. NCBI's taxonomy places the organism in Eukaryota, Viridiplantae, Streptophyta, Magnoliopsida, Poales, Poaceae.
AUGGCGACUGCGGGCCUGCUGCGGAGGGAGAGGGAGCAGUUCGGCUCUUCCCCCUUCACUGGACAGACGACGAUCGAAAGCAAGAUCCAGGCCCUGGAAGACGACAUUGGCGCCACCAAGGUUAGCAACAGGAGAUCGUGCCGGUGGCUCAACGACCGCCUGCUGCUGGAGCUGGUCCCCCGUCUUGGCGCUGACGAGAUCAAAGGCCUCUUCGCUCCGCCACCAUGGGGUGAGGAGCUGCCCCUGUCUGCAUUCUGCAUGACAAGUUCUGCUGCUGCAUGGGAUGUCUUCAGGACCAUCGACAUGGAUGUUCAGGCAAACUUGUUGCAAUUUCACAUGAGACAAUCAUGCACGGAUCGGAAGAACAGUCGUUUGGACGAAGACGAGGAGAUUGCGCUGAACGCUUGGCACCGUAUUGAUCGCCACACUAGAGAAGUUAUCAAGAGGAACUUCCUGCCUGACCUGCUUCGGAUGUACGAAGAACGAGUGAGGGCCUUCAUCCAAGACACGAGGGACUUGCUUGCGCUGGAUGUCCAGGACCCGUUCCAGAGGCUGCUCCUACACGGCGUGUGCGAGUUCUACAAUGUGGCAUCUGAGACGACGAGCAGCACAGUGAGAGAGUACGGCGGGGACAGGCUGUGGAAGACGACGACGAUCAGGAAGAGAUCGGGCACGGGCGCUCCACCCAGGAUCACCUUGGUUGACUUCCUGACAAGGAAGAAGAAUGGAUGCCACUGA